Molecule: messenger RNA, 1590 nt
Organism: Oikopleura dioica
Lineage: Eukaryota; Metazoa; Chordata; Appendicularia; Copelata; Oikopleuridae
Source: the annotation of a GenBank genome assembly
AUGCCGCUUCGUUGGACGGAAAACGGUGCCGUCAUCGGCCGAGAAAACAAAGAAACUUGUGUAGAAGAGUACUUGGGAAUUCCCUUCGCUCGGAUAAAGCGAUUCCACCGGCCAGAAGCAUACGAUGAAUGGGAAGAACCGUUGGUUUGUUACUAUGCUAGCUACAGUUAUCCCCAAGAUACAACGUUUGUGACUUUUGAUUUGAUUCCGAAGAUUCAGAACUUUGAAGAUCUCAAGUUUUCCGAUGAAAACAAGCUGUUGCUCGAUAUUUACGUUCCUCCAGUCAAGACAGAAGAUGAACAGCUCCCUGUUAUGGUUUAUAUCCAUGGGGGAUCGCUACUUAAUGGAGGCCCAGCUGAGUAUCCAGGAAAUACAAAUCUGCCUAAAAUGGGAAACGUGGUUUUGGUUGUCAUUCAGUACCGUUUAGGUGUGAUGGGCUUCUUCAGCUUCAAAGAUGGCGAAAAAAUCAUGGGCAAUUUUGGAUUAUACGAUCAGGUCUUUGCGCUUGAAUGGGUCCAAAGGAACAUUCACAAUUUUAAUGGCGAUCCGAAUAGAGUCACGAUUUUCGGAGAGUCCGCGGGGGCUUUUUCCUGUGAUGCUUUGAUUCGAUCACCUUUUCAGAAAAAAGGCUUAUUCCACCGAGCAAUCGUUCAAAGUGGAAGUCUUCUCUCUACGUGGUGUCCUCAAACUCCGUCUAAUCGAAAACUAGCUGUCGACAAAUAUUGCAAAGAACUGUCCCUUAGCUCAGAAGAAGAGCUCAAAGAUGCGCUUCUAAAAAUGACAACCAAGGAACUCAUCGACUUUGAAAAUAAGUACAUGCUGGGUACAAGAGGAAAUAGAUUUCUGAUUGUCGUUGACGAUGAGAUAGUUCUCAAAGAUUUUUACGAUUUCAAGAAUGAAAUCAAAAUGCCUCUUUACUAUGGCAGGAUAAAGUCUGAAGGGGAGUAUUUGCUCACGCAUCGAUUUCCUGGUUUCAAAAAUGGAGAAAUGUCAGAAGAAAUUUUCCGAAAAAUGGUGAAGGGUCAGAUUGAAGUGUGGGAAAUCGACUGCGAUGAGGAUCUCUUAGACCGUAUCAGUGACUUGUACAAAGAAACUGAUGAGAGUGGCGAAACAAUCUGGCAAAAGACAUUUGGAAGAUGGUACGGGGACUGGCUAAUCGGUUCGGGAGUAUUCAUGACUGCCCAAGAUGCGAGCACUUUUACUUUUGAAUUCGAUGUGACUCCAAUUUGGUUUCAUUCAGAUGAACACAAAGGAAACUGUCAAAUCAAGCCGAAAUGGUGUGAGUCGGACCACGCGGAUGACCUACCAUACUUGUUUGGAUGGGUUCUGGGAGACAAACCUGGCCAAGGAAUCAAGCCAACUGAGCUUGAUAAGAAACUCUCGCGAGCUGUUAUACGGGACUGGAGCGAAUUCGCGAGUGGUAGAGAACCCGUUUGCAAUCAGUUCACGAAGUGGUUUGAUGACGUUGCAAUUUACACAAAUCAGCCGCGAAUGCGAAAAAUCGACAAUCAAAAAUACGAAGGGAAAACAGCGCUGUUCCGGGAGGUUUUCAAGAAGCGAAUAGCAAAAUUUAAUACUUCUGACUAUUGA